This is a messenger RNA of Bursaphelenchus okinawaensis, 1131 nucleotides long. NCBI's taxonomy places the organism in Eukaryota, Metazoa, Nematoda, Chromadorea, Rhabditida, Aphelenchoididae. The record is from the annotation of a GenBank genome assembly.
AUGUCGUUUUAUCAAAAAACUGGUAAAGAAGCGGAAGGAUUGAAUCACAGGAAGACUUGGGAUAAGACAGAGUAUGAAAUAAAGGCCAACGAACGUGCUCAACGUGAAAAGGCCGAAGCUGAAGCGUCGAAGAAGGGGAAGAAGAUCAAGGUGUUGUUACCCGAUGGAUCUAAACCUCCACCGCCUAAAAAGCUGUUGGAAGCUAGAAAAGAAUCGGUAAGAGAUUUUUAGUGCAUUGUUCUUGGUUUAGGUGGCUGUUUUUGAGGAGUUUGGAUUAUAUUGAGGUAGACUGGCUAUUGCUGGCCAAUUUUUAUUCUUUUGGGCCUGGAUCUAGAAGUCUUAUUGUCUUCAAGGCUUGAAAACAAUAUAUUAAGCAUACUUUUUUAAAACUUAUAGUCUUUGUAGCAGUAUAUGGACAGCGUUAACCGGUUUCUAAUUUUACCUUAUUUUAGGUGGAUCUCGACAAAGUAGUAGGCAAACAACAAGUUAUAAACAAGACUUCAACUACGGAGAAUACUGGCGGAUUUUACUGUGAUGUUUGUGAUUGUAUCAUGAAGGAUUCGGUUAAUUAUUUGGAUCAUAUCAAUGGCAAGAAUCAUCAGAGGAAUAUGGGCUUUAGUAUGAAGGUCAAAAGAAGCACAGUAGAUGAUAUUAGGGAGAGAUUGAAUAAGAGAAAACAUGCUGGUAAGAACUUUCUUUACAAGAUAUUUUAUGGCGAAUUGCAAGGACUUUCUUUAUAAAACUGAUUUAUUGAAAAACCGCAAGAAUUUUGUUUAAAAAACUCGUUUUUCGCAAAACCGCAAGAACUUUUUUUACAAAACUCAUUUUUCGAAAAACCGCAAGAAAUUUUUUUACAAAAUCUGUCGUUUUUACAUCGUCACCUUUCUAUAACAACAUAUUAUCCAUAAUAAACUUACAGAAGCCUCAGAAAAACGAAAAGCCGAACACAACGCAGAAGAAGAUGUUCAAGAAGAAGAAGCCAAGCUGGCUGAUAUGAAACGACAAAGAAAAGAACAAAAAGGCAAAAAGAAGGCCAGAGUCGAUGAAGAGGAGGAAGAGCCGGGCGUCGACGAUGAACUCAUGAAGAUGAUGGGUAUUGGCGGGUUUGGUGGAUCCAAAAAGAACAAUUAA